UCUCUCUCUCUCUUUUAGGCCUCUUGUUAAAAUGAGCAUCACUUGGAGGAAAGACGGCGUAGUGGUCAAUACAGGAAUCAGGGAUUUUGGUCGCAGGCUUGUGAUCAGUUUGCCUGCGGUCAGAGAUAGCGGCUACUAUGAGUGCGAGGCAUCUCUUCGCAGUAGCAGUGUCCCCUCGGUCACCGCUGGCGCCUACCUGCAUGUUCUUGAAUAUCCUGUGUUCAUAAAAGAGCCACCAAGUCACAUCACCGCAGAAAUGGAGAAGGUGGUAGAUAUACCCUGUCAGGCACGAGGAACGCCUCAGCCAGACAUUGUGUGGUAUAAAGAUGCAGUGCCUAUCAGCCCAGUGAAGAUCCCCAGGUACAAGGUGCUGGUUGGAGGCAGCCUGCAGAUCAACGGCCUCCUGCCGGACGACACUGGGAUGUUUCAGUGCUUCGCCCGCAAUCUCGCAGGAGAAAUCCAGACAAACACCUACUUGGCCGUUACAAGUAUUGCUCCCAACAUCACCGCUGGCCCCUCUGACAGCGCGGUGAUUGAUGGCAUGUCAGUCAUUCUGCAUUGUGAGACCUCAGGAGCCCCGCGCCCAGCCAUCACCUGGCAGAAAGGUGAACGCGUCUUGGCUAGCGGCUCAGUCCAGCUGCCUAGGUUCACCCUGCUUGAGUCAGGCAGCCUGCUCAUAAGCCCCUCCCACCUGUCUGAUGCCGGUACCUACACCUGCAUGGCCAGCAACUCGCGGGGCAUUGAUGAGGCCUCAGCUGACCUCGUGGUGUGGGCACGUACCCGCAUCACUAAACCACCGCAAGACCAGAGUGUCAUCAAGGGAACCAAGGCUGUCAUGACCUGCGGCGUGACCCACGACCCCAGCGUCACCAUAAGGUAUGUGUGGGAGAAGAGCAGCUCGGUGAUUGACGUGAACUCGUCGCCCCGCCUGCGCCUGGAUCCUGACGGGACCCUCCACAUCUCCCAGACGUGGUCGGGCGACAUCGGAACAUAUACCUGCAGGGUGACCUCGGUGGGGGGCAACGAUUCCCGUAGUGCCCACCUCCGAGUCAGGCAACUGCCUCAUGCUCCAGAGAACCCGGUGGCGAUCCUGAGUAGCACAGAAAAGAGAGCCAUUAACCUCACGUGGGCCCAGGCCUUCGAUGGCAACAGCCCGCUGAUCCGGUAUACCAUGGAGGUCUCUGAAAACAAUGCCCCUUGGACGGUACUGUUGGCUAACAUUGAGCCUGAGUCGACAGGGGUGGUUGUCGGCGGCCUCAUCCCAGCACGUUCCUACCAGUUCCGCCUGUGUGCUGUCAACGACGUCGGCAGAGGACAGUUCAGCAAAGAGACGGAUCGACUAACUCUACCCGAGGAGCCUCCCAGUGCACCACCUCAAACUGUCAUCGCAAGUGGCCGCACCAAUCAGUCUAUAAUGAUCCAGUGGCAGCCACCCCCAGAGAGCCAUCAGAAUGGGCCUCUUCAAGGCUACAUCAUCAGGUAUUGUCUGUCAGGGCUUCCAGUCGAUUGUCAGAUGAAAAACAUCACCAACCCUGACCAGAGCAGCCUGCUCCUGGAGGACCUCAUCAUCUGGACAAACUAUGAGAUUGAGGUGGCAGCCUACAACGGAGCAGGCACAGGCGUCUAUAGCCAUAAAGUCACAGAGUGGACCCUGCAAGGAGUGCCCACUGUGCCACCGGGAAACGUACAAACUGAAGCUGUCAACUCCACCGCUGUGCGUUACACCUGGAGUGCCCCAAGUCCUCAGUUUAUCAAUGGAAUCAACCAAGGAUACAAGCUCUUGGCAUGGGAACCCAGUCGCUCUAACGAGGUCACGGCGGUUAUGGUGCGGCCCAACUUUCAGGACAGCGUGCAUGUGGGUUACAUCUCUGGCCUUAAAAAGUUCACAGAAUACUACACUUCGGUGUUAUGCUUCACUACCCCUGGAGAUGGGCCCCGUAGCCCCCCUCAGCGGUUACGAACACAUGAGGAUACCCCAGGCGCUGUAGGACACCUUAGUUUCACAGACAUCCUGGACACGUCAUUAAAGGUCAGCUGGAAGGAGCCACAAGAGAAAAACGGCAUCCUUACAGGGUAUCGUAUCUCCUGGGAGGAGUUCAACAGGACCAACACCAGAGUGACCCAUUACUUGCCCAACCUGACUCAGGAGUAUAAGGUUACAGGACUCACUGCACUCACUACUUACACCAUUCAAGUGGCAGCCAUGACUUCCAAAGGCCAAGGUCAGCUUUCCGCAUCGACCAUAUCGUCCGGUGUGCCUCCAGAGCUGCCCGGUCCUCCCACCAACUUGGCCAUCUCUAACAUCGGCCCACGUUCGGUCAGCCUGCAGUUCAAACCAGGCUAUGAUGGCAAGACGUCGAUUUCUCGCUGGUUGGUUGAAGCUCAGAUUGGUAUAAUUGGGGAAAACGAAGAGUGGCUGAUGGUUCAGGAGCUGGCUAAUGAACCUGAUGCUAGGUCGCUGGAGGUCCUCGACCUAAACCCUUACACUUUUUACAGGUUCAGGAUGCGUCAGGUCAACAUUGUUGGCACCAGUCCUCCCAGUCAGCCGUCCAGGAAGAUCCAGACGCUUCAAGCUCCUCCAGACAUCUCCCCUGCCAACGUGACCCUGCGCACAGCCAGUGAGACCAGCCUGUGGCUUCGCUGGGUGCCUCUUCCAGAGUGGGAAUACAAUGGCAAUCCAGAUUUUGUCGGCUACCGCAUCCAGUACUUCAAAGCGGGAUCAAAAGGGGGCGUUCUGUCUCACGUCAUCAUGGACCGGCUGGAGAGAGAGUUCACCAUAGAGGACUUAGAAGAGUGGACGGAGUACGAGGUCAGAGUUCAGGCUGUCAACGGCAUCGGGUCAGGACCUUGGAGCCAAGCAGUCCAUGGCAGGACCAGGGAGUCUGUGCCGUCCAGUGGCCCCACAAAUGUGUCGGCAUUUGCCACCACCUCCAGCAGCAUCCUCGUGCGCUGGGGAGAAGUCCAAGAGGCAGACCGCAACGGACUCAUCCUGGGCUACAAGGUUGUGUAUAAGGAGAAAGACUCGGACACAGCACCCCACUUCUGGACAGUAGAGGGCAACAACAGUCAUAGUGUCCAGCUGACUGGUCUGGGGAAGUAUGUUCUGUAUGAGAUCCAAGUCCUGGCCUUCACGCGAAUCGGAGACGGAAGGAGCAGCUCGCCUCCUAUUCUAGAGAGGACACUGGAUGAUGUACCAGGGCCUCCGGUUGGCAUUCUGUUCCCUGAAGUCAGAACAACCUCAGUCAGACUCAUCUGGCAGCCCCCUGCACAGCCCAACGGCAUCAUCCUCGCUUAUCAGAUCACCUAUAGAAGAAACUCUUCGAACAGCAACGCUGCCACUGUGGAUGUGCUGAGCCCCAGCGCGCGACAGUACACAGCAACCGCACUGAAACCCGAAAUGGUUUACAUAUUCCGUCUCACCGCUCAGACGCGCAAAGGUUGGGGUGAGGCCGCAGAGGCUCUGGUGGUCACCACGGAGAAAAGAGCUCGGCCUCAACCCACCAGUCGUCCCGUCGUUCCUCAAGAAGAUGUCCAGGCUCGCAGAGUUCUGUUGUCAUGGGAACCAGGCAGCGACGGCCUAUCUCCCGUUCGUUACUAUACAGUGCAGUAUAGAGAGCUGCCGGACAGCAACUGGACAGUUCACUCGGCAUCAGUCAGCCAUGAAACAAACUCCUACAUAGUGGACAGGUUAAAGCCUUUCACCUCCUACCAGUUUCGAGUCAAAGCCACAAACGACAUUGGAGACAGCGAAUACAGCGAGGAGAGCGAGGCCAUUACUACGCUACAGGACACUCCAGACAAAGCCCCGACCAUACUGUCUGUUACUCCUCACACCACCACGUCCGUACUGGUUCGUUGGCAGCCCCCGUCAGAGGAUCACUUAAACGGAGUUCUGCUGGGAUUCAGAGUCAGGUACAGGGAGUUGCACUACGAUCGCCUUCGCAGCUUCUCUGUCCGCACAGUAAACAGUCCGUCUGCAACCUGGGCUGAUUUCACAUCUCCAUACAGCAUCAGAAACUUGACAGAAUCCUCUUUAACCCAGUAUGAACUCGACAACUUGAACAAACACAAGCGCUACGAGAUCCGACUCAGCGUGUAUAAUGCGGUUGGGGAGGGUCCAAGCAGUGCACCGCAGGAAGUGUUUGUCGGAGAGGCGGUCCCAACCGCUCCUCCUCAAAACGUGGUGGUCCAGUCUUCAACAGCUACUCAGCUGGACGUUACCUGGGACCCGCCUCCUCUGGAUGCUCAGAACGGAGACAUACAGGGUUACAAGAUCUACUUCUGGGAGUUUCAGCUCCAGAACGAGACGGAGCGCCUGCGAACUCUCUUCCUGCCAGAGCUCGGGGUGAAGCUUAAAAACCUGACAGGCUACACCACCUACAUGAUCAGCGUGGCAGCCUUCAAUGCUGCAGGGGAUGGGCCACGCUCCCUGCCCACCAGAGGGCGCACUCAGCAAGCAGCACCCACUGCUCCCAGCUACAUCCACUUCAGCGAGCUGACCACAACUUCGUUGAACGUGUCCUGGGGGGAGCCGAAGCAGGCCAACGGCAUCAUCGAAGGCUACCGUCUGGUUUAUGAGCCCUGCACUCCAGUCGACGACUCCUCUCCUCGCACUCCAGGUGUCAGUAAGAUAGUGACGGUGGAUGUAAAGGGCAGCUCUCCUCUAUGGAUGAAGAUCAAAGACCUGGCAGACGGCGUCACUUACAACUUCCGCAUUCGGGCUAAAACGCUCACGUACGGCCCUGAAGUGGAGGCCAACAUCACUACCGGGCCUGGCGAAGGAGCCCCCGGUCCUCCCGGAGAGCCAUUUAUUUCACGAUAUGGCUCUGCCCUCACUCUGCAUUGGACAAGUGGAGAUCAAGGCCGUGCGCCCAUUACGCGAUACGUGAUUGAGGCCAGACCUUCUGAUGAAGGAUUGUGGGAUAUUCUUAUUAAAGACAUUCCCAAAGAAGUGACAUCGUACACGCUCAAUCUGGAAAUGCUUCGAGAAGGGGUCACCUAUGACUUUCGAGUAAUUGCGGUCAACGAUUAUGGCUAUGGCUCCCCCAGUGCCCCGUCCCCUUCCAUAUCAGCCCAGAAAGUGUCUCCUUUCUACGAGGAGUGGUGGUUCUUGGUCGUUAUUGCUCUGGUCGGCCUCAUCUUCAUCCUCCUCCUUGUUUUCAUCCUCAUUAUCCGAGGCCAGAGUAAAAAAUACACCAAGAAAACGGACGGCAACCACUCGAACUGCACCUCGCUUCCUCUGACCCAUGGAGAGAUGGUACGUCUGGAUGAAGGACGCUUCCCUGCCCUGGAGCUCAACAACAGACGCCUUUCUGGGAAAAACUCAUUCUGCCGCAAAAACGGCAUCUACACCCGGUCUCCUCCAAGACCCAGUCCUGGAAGCCUGCACUACUCGGAUGAGGAUGUCAGCACUAAAUAUAAUGACCUGAUCCCGGCGGAAAGCAGCAGCUUGACUGAAAAACCCUCUGAGGUUUCUGACUCUCAGGGAAGCGACAGCGAGUACGAGAUGGAUCAGAGCCGACAGAAGACCCACUCCUUCGUCAACCACUACAUCAGCGACCCCACCUACUACAACUCCUGGCGGCGGCAGCAGAAAGGCGUCUCUCGUCCUCCUGCGUACGGCUACGCCCAGCCCGAGCCCCUCGUGGAACAGGAGUCCCGCCCGCACCCGCCGCCCGUGCCCCCUCUGCCUCCACUCCUUCCCCAGAGCGCCCCGUCCCCGCAGCCCCAGUGCCAGGGCCCGGGCCAGGGCAAUCUGUUCAGGCCCAAGGGAAGCCGGACUCCCACCCCCUCGCUGCUCUCCUCCGACCCCCCCAGCCAGCACAGCACCCUCUACCGGCCCCCCAGCAGCCUGGGCUGUGCCGCUCAGGCACCUACCGCGGGCUUCUCCUCCUUUGUUUGACACACAACUCUCCUCCUAGCAACCACCCUGAGGACAAGUCUUUGAUUUUCUUUGUUGGUUUAUUUAUAUUUUGCUUUUUCUUUUUUUUUCCCUUUUUUGUAUAUUUUGUUCUGUCUGAAUGACAGAGUUUUUUGCUCAAUAUUAAGCAUUGCAGGCAUUUUAAAUAGUGCUUUUCUCCUCUGUGAAGAGUGUGUAAGUAUGACUGUGUUUAGCGCGUUUGUUUGGUUAAUCUAUGUAUUCUGUAUUUUCUGAAAAGACAAUCAUUCGAGAGGUUUUCUGCAACCAUUAGGGUACAUUUGAUGGAUCAACAAUGUGAACAAGGAAAAACAGAACAGAGAGUUCUGAAGAAAAAGAAUCCUUGUUAUAAAACUAUUGUAUAUUUGUUUUUCAUGAGAGCUUUAUGAAGAAGAGAAAAAAAAAACACCAUAGAUCCAUAUAGAGUAUGGACCACAUGGCUUAUUGAAAAUGGACAAACUAGCUUGGAAGGAGAAAGUACCGUCUGACUGAGGACAAAAACACAGUGAGGAAUGGACUCUGAUCUGGAGCGAGAGGGUCAUUGUUGCCCUCGGUUGCCUUCUUUGGGUUUCUCACUCCGUCUAGUCACUGCUGGAGCUCCAGUUUAUUGUUUACUGUAUGUACUUGUCUCAUAUUGUUUACCAGAUAUUUAUAUCAAUCAGCUUCAAGCUCAGACGUUCCGAACAUCACUAGUGACAAAUGCUAUGAAUCACAUUAAAACGUUGUGGCACCUUU
This is a messenger RNA of Poecilia latipinna (sailfin molly), 6652 nucleotides long. Its product is annotated as protein sidekick-2-like. Gene Ontology annotation, molecular function: protein binding. NCBI's taxonomy places the organism in Eukaryota, Metazoa, Chordata, Actinopteri, Cyprinodontiformes, Poeciliidae. Gene Ontology annotation, biological process: homophilic cell-cell adhesion; synapse assembly. The record is from RefSeq and is a predicted model, not a curated record. Gene Ontology annotation, cellular component: synapse. The coding region runs from base 32 to 5902 and encodes 1956 amino acids. The transcript has 39 exons.